GUCGCCAUCAUGCAGAUUUUCGUCAAGACCCUCACGGGCAAGACUAUCACCCUUGAGGUGGAGUCGUCCGACACCAUCGACAAUGUCAAGUCCAAGAUCCAGGCGACCAACANNGACAAGGAGGGUAUCCCCCCGGACCAGCAGCGCCUGAUCUUCGCUGGCAAGCAGCUUGAGGAUGGCCGCACCCUCUCCGACUACAACAUCCAGAAGGAGAGCACUCUUCACCUCGUCCUCCGCCUCCGUGGUGGUGGUAAGAAGCGCAAGAAGAAGGUCUACACCACUCCCAAGAAGAUCAAGCACAAGCGCAAGAAGACCAAGCUCGCUGUCCUCAAGUACUACAAGGUUGACGGUGACGGUAAGAUCGAGCGCCUGCGUCGCGAGUGCCCCUCGGACACCGUAAGUUUUUUCUGCCAUCCAAAAAUUUUGCCAACUCAAGGCACUAACUCUUGUCUCAGUNGCGGUGCCGGUAUCUUCAUGGCCGCCAUGCACAACCGCCAGUACUGCGGUCGCUGCCACCUCACCUACGUCUUCGACGACCCUAAGUAA
This is a messenger RNA of Aureobasidium musti, 546 nucleotides long. The record is from the annotation of a GenBank genome assembly. Lineage: Eukaryota; Fungi; Ascomycota; Dothideomycetes; Dothideales; Saccotheciaceae.